GACAACCCCACUAUAAUCCCGGGCUUAAUCGAAUAGUUGGCUGGGAUGAUAACGGGAUAAGAACCUGAUUAUUUUUAUCUUGGCACUAUGCGACAACGUGUUGGCUUUUCCCGAAAAAGUGGGGAUUUGUUCCCUAUAAAUAGAAUCGGAAAAGUACGAGGAGACAUAUUGCGACUUUGUUUCUGACUAGGUGACGUAGUCAGAGGAUAGAAUAAACUCAUUUUGAAAAUUAAGCAGAUAAGUGCGGCUGUGGUUUGUAAACCACAUACUAAAAUUAUAGUCAGAGACGGGACAAAUAUUCAAUCAAAUUCCGCGCCUUUUUAGUACUUAGAUAUGUCACGGGAUUUAAACACUUGUUGCAUGUCCAUCGUGCGAUUUCCUAUAUUUUCGUAGAAAUAUAAACAAAACAAAAUAAACCUGUUGAAAUACAAAGGUUAAAACAAAAAAUGGGUGUUUAACCUACACAUCAAUAAAUUCCAUCGGCGGAGAAAUAACUUGCGGUGAUUAGAUCUGUAGUAAUGUUUUCAAUGAAUGAAAAGGAAUUGUAGAUAAUUGUGAAACCUGAAUAAUCUAAUAAAUGUUAAAUAAGUUAUAUAAAUAUUUGGUCGAUUGUUUUGUAUGAAGAAAAAAGUGACAUACUAAUAGCAACCAUGGCGGAUACGGUAUAUAAAUACAUGAAAGUACAAAAUAGACCUUAUAGUAUAAAUGAAAUAGUAUCCAAUCUACAUAAUGAAUACGGUAAAUCAGCAGUACAAAAAGCUGUAGACAAAUUGGUUGCGGAAGGGAAAGUAUUUGAAAAAGUAUAUGGGAAACAAAAGGUUUAUUGUCCAGUUCAAGAUUCAAAUCUUGAUGUAGAGGAAUUAAUGAGAAUAGAUAGAGAAUUACAGGCACAUGCCAAUGAAGUUGAAAGUAAAUAUCAGGAAUUGGACAAAGAAAUUAAAGUGCAAGAAGCAUUGUUAAUAUCCGUGAAGUCUAGUAUUACAGUCGAAGAAGCAAAAAGGCAAAAAGCUGUGCUCGAAGAAAAUAUAAGAGUGUUAACAAAUAAGUUAGAUGAAUUGAUGGAUACAAGCAGUAAUGAAGAUUUGACCGAAACUAAAAGAAAAGCAGAAAGAGCAUUAGAUGAAUACUCACGUGAAUAUGCAAAACGUAAACGUUUAUGUACCGAAAUUAUAGAUUGUAUCUUGGAAAAUUAUCCUGGGAGUAAAAAUGAGUUAUAUGAAGAAAUAGGGAUUGAGCCAAAAAUUAUUCAAUGAAAUUAGUAUUAUUGUUUAUAAAUGUAAUAUAAUGUAUAUAAAAUAUGCAACUGUUUUAAGGAUUAGCUGCUACUAUAAGUUUUAAAAUAUUAUCCAUGACAUAAUUGUUAUUUAUAUUUAUAUUUAUUUAGGUAUUAUUAUAAGUUAUCGUUUAUGUAAGUUACGAAUUUAUGUAUAACUGUAUUUCAAGAAUUAGAAAUUUAUGCUCCAUUCAUUGAAGCUGUUAUAAUGAAAUAUUUAUAAAGAUUG
This is a messenger RNA of Megachile rotundata (alfalfa leafcutting bee), 1502 nucleotides long. Its product is annotated as homologous-pairing protein 2 homolog. The record is from RefSeq and is a predicted model, not a curated record. NCBI's taxonomy places the organism in Eukaryota, Metazoa, Arthropoda, Insecta, Hymenoptera, Megachilidae. Gene Ontology annotation, biological process: meiotic joint molecule formation; meiotic strand invasion involved in reciprocal meiotic recombination; homologous chromosome pairing at meiosis. Gene Ontology annotation, molecular function: recombinase activator activity; double-stranded DNA binding. Gene Ontology annotation, cellular component: DNA recombinase auxiliary factor complex; condensed nuclear chromosome.